Molecule: messenger RNA, 372 nt
Organism: Jaminaea rosea
Lineage: Eukaryota; Fungi; Basidiomycota; Exobasidiomycetes; Microstromatales
Product: DUF572-domain-containing protein
Exons: 1
Biological process (GO): mRNA splicing, via spliceosome
Cellular component (GO): post-mRNA release spliceosomal complex; U2-type spliceosomal complex
Source: RefSeq, a predicted model, not a curated record
AUGGGCCGAUAUCGCCCUCCUGAUGCGGACCCUCGCGUCGACCCUUUCAAUGCACCGUCCAAGCGCACCCGCCCCUCCUCCUCCUCCUCGUCCUCGGGGCUCACCGUCCGCUUCGAGCUCCCCUUUCCCGUGUGGUGCUCCUCCUGCUCCGGUCUCCUAAUCCAGGGUACGAGGUAUAAUGCCAAGAAGACAAGGGUGGGAGAUUAUUACACGACGCCCGUUUGGGCAUUUCGAUUUAGGUGUAGACACUGCGCUAGGGGAGAGGUGGAGAUACGGACCGAUCCGCAGAAUACGCGGUACGUUGUUCAUGAAGGGGGGAAAAGGAAGGUGGAAGAGUGGGAGCCAGAAGAGGGGGAUCAGAGCAUGGGCAGC